Molecule: messenger RNA, 639 nt
Organism: Mollisia scopiformis
Lineage: Eukaryota; Fungi; Ascomycota; Leotiomycetes; Helotiales; Mollisiaceae
Exons: 5
Coding region: 1-639 (212 amino acids)
Source: RefSeq, a predicted model, not a curated record
AUGAAGCUACUUGCCAUCCUUUCCGCACUUCUGUGUUUGUUUGGUACAAUCGGUGCUGGCCCUUUUGAUAAUAAUGGCAUUGAGAAAAGGGAUGUCACUAGCUCUGGCUGUGCAUGGUGUAGCCCUGGUCCGUGGACAUUUGAUGUUGCUUGCAGUACUGGAGAGUAUUACGCUGUGGCUAGCAGCAUCGAGAAUCCUCCUGCAUCGGUCAUACUCAACGCAACAGCUUUCUGUUCUGAGUUUCUACGACCGUUAGUCACAGAUCUAUCUAUUAUCAAUGCAACAGGUGGGACAACGACUUCGACGUCCACGGCAUACAGUCUGAUCAUGUUCACACCAACAACGACUUCAUCAUCCAUGAUCAUGACUUCAACAGCAAAACCCAAAUCAACUGUCUCGGCCCCGCCAAGUAUUACUCCUCUGCCGAUGCCUCAAAUUGCAGCAGCAUUGUUAAAGCGGGAUUUCACUGUGCCUGAUUAUUUGACUGCAUGGUACUAUUAUGGGCGAUUGGAUCCUGGUUGCUCGUGUAUCAUCACUUCUGCACUUCCGUCCAUUGUCACGUCUCCCACCACGACGAGCACAUCAUAUUAUGUUACGCUGAGCACAACUAUCACGGAGACAUAUACUAUCUAUCCAUAA